GUACACUCCCCGACAUCGUGUGGGACACAGGCUCUCAGGCAGUAAUUCUACCUGUAACGGGUCUUGUUGAACAGAGUAUCUGCCAGGCGCGAGCUGCUGUCAUGGUGUAUGACGGCAAUAAGAAGUGGGUCCCAGCUGGUGCCACGGGCUUCAGCAGAGUCCACAUCUACCACACGGGCAACAACGCCUUCCGCGUGGUGGGCCGCAAGAUCCAGGAUCAUCAGGUGGUGAUAAACUGUGCCAUUCCCAAGGGGCUGAAGUACAACCAGGCCACGCAGACCUUCCACCAGUGGCGGGAUGCCCGACAGGUCUACGGGCUGAACUUCGGCAGCAAGGAGGACGCCAACGUGUUUGCCAGUGCCAUGAUGCAUGCUCUGGAGGUGCUCAACUCGCAGGAUGCAG
Messenger RNA from Labrus bergylta (ballan wrasse), 402 nucleotides. The record is from RefSeq and is a predicted model, not a curated record. Lineage: Eukaryota; Metazoa; Chordata; Actinopteri; Labriformes; Labridae.